AUACAUCGCAGAACUACUCUUGCAACUGCCUCGGGCAUUCAUGCCACAAAAGUUGCGCCAUCGAUUAGCGUAGCACCCUCGCAAUGUCGAGCCAUGUUCAUACAGACGGAGACCUCGCCUAACAACAAUUCUCUCAAAUUCAUACCUGACGUAGGUGUCAUAGACGAAGGAACCGCCGAGUUCCUUGACACACGAUCAGCUUUAAAAUCUCCACUUGCAAUCCGUCUUAUGGGCAUUGAGGAUGUGAAAGCCAUUUUUUAUGGACCGGAUUUCGUCACAGCAUCGAAGGAUAGCGAAAAAUCAUGGGCAGUCCUCAAGCCAGAGAUCUACUCAAUAAUUAUGGAGCAUUUUUCUGCUGGUUUACCUCCUUUCCUGUCACGAGAGGACAGAAAAGCCGCCAGUUCUCAGGACACUCAGAUUCUUGACAAGGACUCUGAGACGGUAGCAAUGAUCAAAGAGCUGCUUGAAACUCGCGUCCGACCAGCGAUUAAGGGUGUUUGUCUAGCGCGGUGA
Messenger RNA from Suillus clintonianus, 513 nucleotides. Its product is annotated as scaffold protein Nfu/NifU N terminal-domain-containing protein. Lineage: Eukaryota; Fungi; Basidiomycota; Agaricomycetes; Boletales; Suillaceae. Gene Ontology annotation, cellular component: mitochondrion. The record is from RefSeq and is a predicted model, not a curated record. The transcript has 2 exons. The annotation marks the transcript as partial.